ACAGUGCUCAAAAAAAGGAAAUAAUCAUUUUUCCAAUGAAUCUGCAUUUCUCUUUAAUUCUCACUAUUAAUUCCUGCAUUCCAUUUCAGUGUUCUUCCCGCCGAGGCUAUGACUUGUUGAAAUGGGCUUUGUUUUCCCGCGAGUUCUCAACCGUUUUUCAAAUCCAUCAACCGUUGUUUCAUGGAACUCCAGCAUUCGAGCAAACGUUGCUAAAGGCCUCUACCAAACAAGCCUUCUCCUUUUCCGCCAAAUGAUUCAGUCCGGUGCUCCGCCGGACCGGCUCACCUUCCCCUUCGUUCUCAAAGCCUGCGCAAGGAUCUCUGAUGUCCCAGCAUCGCAAUCCGUUCAUGCGCACAUCGUCAAGGACGGACUCUGUUCUGAUGUCUUUGUUGCCACAGCUAUGAUGGAUGCCUACUUCAAGUGUGGUCUUGCUAGUGAUGCGGAGAAACUGUUUGAUGGAAUGACUGAAAGAGAUGUCGCUGCAUGGAAUGUUAUUAUUGCUGGUUUAUUUGAAGCAGGUUCGAUUGAUAGAGUCUUCAGCCAUUUUCGGCAGAUGAGGGUUGGUGGUAUCUUGCCAGAUUCACUGACAAUGAUUAGCCUGAUGCAGUCAUGCGCUCGCAUGAGAAGCCUGUAUUUAGUUAAAGCUUUUCAUUGUUUGGGGAUCUGCAUUGGUGUUAGAGAUGAUGUUUCUGUAUUGAAUACAUGGGUUGCAGCAUAUGCCAAGUGUGAGGACUUGACCUCGGCCGAGUUGGUGUUUGCUGAGAUUACUGCAGAAGCAAGGUCGAUCGUGUCGUGGAAUUCUAUGAUGGCAGGUUAUGCAUAUUUUGGUAGGUAUGAACAAGCUAUUCGUUUAUUUUGUUCGAUGAGUCUAAAGGGCAUUAGACCUGAUUUGAGCACAACCGUUAGCUUGCUUUCAGCAUUCAACCACUCUGACGCGCUUUUUGAAGGCAUGCAAGUUCAUGGUCUUGUUGUCAAAGCAGGGUUUGAGUUGGAUGUCUCUGUGAUCAAUACUCUCAUAUCAUUGUAUUCCAAAUGUGGAGAUGUUGAAGCUGCCAGAUAUUGUUUCGAGAACAUGUCAGAGAGAACACAUGUUUCAUGGACUGCUCUGAUUCAUGGUUAUGCGAGAAAAGGAGAUAUCGAGGAGACUCUGUCUCUGUUUGGUGCCAUGGAAGCUGCUCGGGAGAAGCCGGAUGCUGUCACUGUUGUUGCUUUUCUAUCUGCUUGUAGUCAAACAGGUUCUCUUGAGCUUGGAAGAUUGAUGAAUAGAUAUGCAAUUGCAAAUGGGGUUUUCGACAACAUGGUGGUUCUUAAUGCCUUGAUAGACAUGUAUGCAAAAUGCGGAUGUGUCGGCAAUGCUAGGAGACUCUUUGAUAGCAUGACUGAUAAAACAGUUGUCUCUUGGACGACUAUGAUUGCCGGUCAUGCCAUGAAUGGCGAUGCUGAAGAAGCUUUGGAUGUAUUUUCUCGAAUGUUGGAAUCAAAGUUGAAGCCCAACCAUGUGACUUUCCUCGCUGUUCUUCAGGCAUGCACUCAUGGUGGUUUUCUGGAAAAGGGCUGGGAUUAUUUCAAGAUGAUGAGCAGGCUUUACGGGAUAAAGCCUAGAUUAGAGCAUUAUGCAUGCAUGGUUGAUCUCCUUGGUCGUCGAGGCAGAGUAAAGGAGGCACUUGAAUUCAUCUCAAGCAUGCCUUUUGAACCCGACGCCGGGGUAUGGGGUGCUCUGCUUGGUGCCUGCAUUAUGCACCAUGAAACUGAUAUCGGUGAGUAUGCAGCAAAUCGGCUUUUUGAGUUGGAUCCUCAAGCAGCAGUACCAUAUGUGUCAAUUGCUAACAUCUAUGCCGAGAAGAAAAGGUGGGAUGGCGUUGCGAAGAUCAGAACGAUGAUGAAACGCAGCGGAGCUAGGAAAUUUCCCGGCAAGAGUAUUGUUCAAAUUGAUGGAAAAGGGCAUUCUUUUACUGUUGAAGAUAGGGAUCAUGCUGAUGGUUUGCAGAUAUAUGAAAUACUGGAUGGUUUGGCUUUGCAGCUAAAGGAACAAGACAAUGUGACUGAUGUAGAAUGCAAUUUAGGAAUCUAAGCCAUAUAUAUAUACAGUUGAAGAGU
Dioscorea cayenensis subsp. rotundata (Guinea yam) is the source of this 2097-nucleotide messenger RNA. RefSeq names its product pentatricopeptide repeat-containing protein At4g19191, mitochondrial-like. Gene Ontology annotation, biological process: RNA modification. Lineage: Eukaryota; Viridiplantae; Streptophyta; Magnoliopsida; Dioscoreales; Dioscoreaceae. Gene Ontology annotation, molecular function: RNA binding; protein binding. The record is from RefSeq and is a predicted model, not a curated record.